GAACUAAUCUCCCUAGCCAAGUACACAAAGAGUCAGCAAAAGAACGCAGCAUUUCACUGCUCAAGGAAAAGUUAGAAACUUUUGAAUGGGCAUCCCUCCUGUGCAUGAGGUCCCUGUUCUUGCAACUAUCCUGCACCUAGUGGUGUCCGAGUGGUGUCCAAUCUGGCUCUUCUUUAUUGGGCACUACUCUCUCUUGACAGAUACAACUGCCUACCUCUACCUCUGGUAUACCGAUGUGCAAGUGAAUCAGACUGCUGUGGACCAAGAGAUUCGAGGCGCUGGCGCCAAGACGCUGGGAGAGUACGUCUUCUGCGUGCAGAAUGAAGUGAACUUUGCCAGUUGGACUUUGAAUGUGGAUUACCACGGUCACUGUCUUGAUCUAGAGGGUGGCUACAACUUGCUUGGCAUCGCGAAUUACUUUUGCCUGUUCAUUUGUUGCAGCCUGGUGGCGUCCAGUGUGCUGGUGGUGCUGACCACGCGCGGCACUGACAUUUGCACCGGCAAAUACCUGGCAACGAAGUGGGACUUCGAGAAGACGAGGCUCUUUCGCUCGUUGUCCAUCCUGCUGCUUUGUGGUGUCCUGGGCUGCUUUUUGGUCACUGCCUAUGUUUCCAGGUCUACGCUGAAAUCAGGAACCUUUCAACAGCUGUUGCAAGCUUGGUUGUUCUACGGCUCGGUGGCAUUUGUGCUCACGCUCGUCAGCGCUUAUGCUUUGCUUCCAGGUUGGUCUCCGCGAUUCAACUACCAAAGUAACGACUUCCAACGGCUGCGCUUCAAGCGGACGUGGCGGCACGUCUUCUGGAGCAGCUCGGAAAGCUUUGCACGAGACUUGGAGGAAGCAAUCCUUCUGGCGGGCUGCGGCAGUUGGAAGCGGCUCCGCAACUUCUUGGAGGAUCCCACAGAAGCUCAGUGGGUGUUGGAUGUUUGCAAGAUCUUAGAUGAUGACGAUGAGCCGUGGCCCAUGGACCAGCGAGAUGGUGCUGAAGAAGAUCGAGGGGUCAUCAAUUUGCUCGCUGAAUGCUGAGUAGAAGUAGAUGGUACGUAGAGCAGGUAGGAGUUUGGCAAUGAGACAGGCCUGUGCAACAACUUCGGGAACUCGCCAGGGUGGAGUUGUGGGAAUUGGUCUGAAAGGGCUUGUCUAGAAAUGAAGGAGCCCAUUUUCCUCAAAAACGGACAAUGGACUGACUAAGUUCCAUCGUCCCAAAUUUGGGACAUGACAUACCAACAGAUCAUGACAUAUCCCUGCCAAGGACACUGACACACUGUCUCAAUACUCCAGCACUGAAUGCCUGGAAGAUGCUUCCUCAAGCUGAGCUGAUGAGCCGGGCAGAUGCCGCUCCGCUGCGAGGCUUCGAGCGUCCGAGAGGAGUCCCAGAUCGGGGGGCGACCUGAGCGGACCCGAGUAGAUCAGUUUUCGGCGAAGACCACGCGCCGAUCCUGCGGCGAACGGAGGACGUUUCAACGAAGAACCGGAGAAAUCGCUGUUUCGUGCCGAUCGCGGCUUGGGAGGAUGAAGGAU
Molecule: messenger RNA, 1519 nt
Organism: Durusdinium trenchii
Lineage: Eukaryota; Dinophyceae; Suessiales; Symbiodiniaceae
Source: the annotation of a GenBank genome assembly